AUGAAAUACUUUAAUUUCACCUCGCCUGGCUCGACCCUCCAGCUGCAGUGUUCCUCCUUCCAGCUCCAGGGGUCCAGGCGAUGCCGGAAGGACUUCCUGCAGGUGACGACGCUCGGCUUCAGCAGGAGGUUCUGCGGGAAGAAGAGCUCCUUUGUCGUCUCGAGGAACAGCAGGCGCAUCAUCACGAGGUUCAGAACCAACGCCAGAGGAUCCAGCCGCGGGUUCUCUUGCUCCGUGUCGGCCUCGGAAUGCGGCGUCGUGAACCGCGUGACCCGAAUCGUGGGCGGCGUCGAGACCGAAGUCAACGAGUACCCCUGGAUGGUGUCCUUGAGGUACAGCGACUCCAUGGAACACAUCUGCGGCGCCUCCGUCCUCGCCGGCGGAUGGGUGCUCACGGCCGCCCACUGCACGGAAUUCUUGAGCGCCUCUGACCUUGUAGUGGUCGUGGGAGACCAUGACGUGACAGCGAACGACGAAACCAGUGCGCAGGCGUUCAACGUUGCCCAGAUCGUCAAUCACCCGAUGUACGACGAUGACACUUUAGACAACGACGUCGCGCUCCUGAGGCUGGCGUCGCAGAUUCAGUUCCCGGAGGACAACACCGUCGGGAGGGUGUGCCUGCCCGAGGCCGGCCAGACGUACGACAGCGUGACGGCCACGGUCUCCGGCUGGGGGACGGUGGCGGAAGACGGCGCCGAUUCCCCGGUGCUGCUCGAGGUGUCCGUGCCGACCCUGUCCAACGCCGAGUGCAACGUGUUCCUGGGCGGCGAGGUCACGGCCAACAUGCUGUGCGCGGGCGUCCCCGAGGGCGGCCGCGACUCCUGCCAGGGCGACUCAGGAGGCCCCCUGGUCACGGAGGAGGGCGGCGAAGUGAAGCAGAUCGGGGUCGUGUCUUGGGGCUUCGGCUGCGGGCAACCCAACAGCCCCGGAGUCUACGCCCGCGUCACCUCCUACCUUUCGUGGAUCAGCUCCUAUGUUACGGAGUGCUAAGGACCUGCUUCCUCUACCUGCUAAUUGCUCUCUGCUGGACAAGACCGCCUGCUUGACAUCAUUGAAUUUCUUGGGCAUCUUAAUUGGUGAAUAAUUAAGAUAAUGGGUUUAUGCUUCAACAUAAUACCACCAUCUUGUUUACGAUUUUUUUGAUGAGACAUCUGUAGGAUACUGUUUUUUUUUUUUCUUUUUGCAUUUGACGUUAAAAGACUAACACUGAAAAUGUUUUUUAUUGCUAAGAAUACUUUGGAAUAUUCCUGGUAAGGUGAAUUAAUUUUCAUCUUGACACUUAAAUAUGACACAUCCUAUUUGUAGAACUUUUGCUAAAAUAUUUUAAAAGGAUGAUUCGGUGUUCUGUAGCUAUGAACUAAA
Messenger RNA from Penaeus chinensis, 1362 nucleotides. RefSeq names its product trypsin-1-like. The transcript is spliced from 9 exons. Gene Ontology annotation, molecular function: serine-type endopeptidase activity. The record is from RefSeq and is a predicted model, not a curated record. NCBI's taxonomy places the organism in Eukaryota, Metazoa, Arthropoda, Malacostraca, Decapoda, Penaeidae. Gene Ontology annotation, biological process: proteolysis. Bases 1 to 990 code for a protein of 329 amino acids.